AUGAAAUUCUUUGAAUUCAUCUUUUUGAGGAGAAAGCUGGAACAUGAUAAAGACAACAUUAUCAACAACCUUGAGAUUGCCAAAAAGAGAGGUAGACCCUUGUGGUUGGUUUUAUUCCCAGAGGGCACAGUUAUCUCGGACAACACACGCCUCAAGUCUAAAGAAUUUGCAGCUAAACUUCACAUGGAUGAUUACAAAUUUACGCUCUUACCAAGAACCACCGGAUUGAUGCUAUGCAAGGAGACGCUGGGCGAUAGUGUAGAAUGGCUGUAUGAUCUCACAGUUGGUUACCCUGGCAUUGAGCCUGGACAGAAUCCCGAAGAUGUCAUGACCAUGAAGCGCAUCUUUUGUGAAGGAAAUGGGCCUCAUGAAAUCCAUAUUCACAUGCGUCGCUACCGUUUGGCGGACUUGCCGACAGACACUGAAAGCUUUAUACAUUGGUUGUUGGAUAGAUGGACAGAAAAAGACAAGCGACUCAUCUACUUUAACGAGCACGGCAAAUUCCCAGAGGAGAGUGAUUUGGAUAACGAUCGCAUCUACAAUGGAAGAACUGUCAAGAUCCCCAUUCAGUUACAAAAUACAUUGAAAGAGUGCUACGGCUAUUGGCUUUAUCUACUCAUCUACAUACCUAUCGUUUAUGCAAUGUUGCAUCUCACGCGCUUUGCAUACACUACUUUUGUUCAAUCACUUUAA
Messenger RNA from Mucor velutinosus, 693 nucleotides. RefSeq lists its product as uncharacterized. The coding region runs from base 1 to 693 and encodes 230 amino acids. The transcript has 3 exons. Gene Ontology annotation, biological process: phosphatidylinositol acyl-chain remodeling. NCBI's taxonomy places the organism in Eukaryota, Fungi, Mucoromycota, Mucoromycetes, Mucorales, Mucoraceae. The record is from RefSeq and is a predicted model, not a curated record. Gene Ontology annotation, molecular function: acyltransferase activity. Gene Ontology annotation, cellular component: endomembrane system; endoplasmic reticulum.